CUGCCCGGUUUAAAGAUGGCGGCCUCCGCUUUCCGUCAGCCCUCCCCUCUGCACCUGAGCGUCCUCCCGUACAGCGCCAGGCUCCGCCCCCUGCACGCACACCCAUCCGUCCAUGACGUGUCUUCUGGUUCCGGUGUCCCGGUUCCGGCUCGUCCGCCUCGGUGUCUCCUGAUGGCGGAGGUGCGCGCGGGUCCCGCCGCUUCCGGACCCGCUCCAGGUUCCGGUUCCGGUUCGGUGUCCCCGUCCCUGUCACCCCCUCUCCCAGCCGGUCCGAGUCCCGGUUCGGGAUCUAUCCCUCCGCUGCCGCCGGCCCCACCGCCACCUGGAACCGGCCCAGCUCCGCCCAGGGAGGGCUCCAGCAGCUCCUCGGGGUCCGCGUCCGGCUCAGCUCGGGAGGGCUGGCUCUUCAAAUGGACCAAUUACAUCAAGGGCUACCAGAGGCGCUGGUUCGUGCUGAGCAAUGGGCUGCUCUCAUACUACCGAUCGAAGGCGGAGAUGCGGCAUACCUGUCGCGGCACAAUUAACCUGGCUACUGCCAACAUCUCUGUAGAGGACUCCUGUAACUUCGUGAUUUCCAAUGGGGGAGCACAGACUUACCACCUAAAAGCCAGCUCGGAAGUGGAGCGUCAGCGCUGGAUCACGGCCCUAGAACUAGCCAAGGCUCGGGCUGUCAAAAUGCAGGCUGAGUCAGAUGACUCUGGCGAUGACGAUCCCACCUCUCAGACGGACAAGGCCGAGGUUCACAGCACACUGCGCGCGCUCUCAGGAAAGGUUGAAGACUUGGGCACAUGCAAUGAUCUCAUUGCAAAACAUGGCACUGCCUUGCAACGCUCUCUGAGUGAACUGGAGAGCCUGCGCCUCCCACAAGACAGCUCGGACAAAAUCAAGCAGGUCAACGAGAGAGCCACACUCUUCAGGAUCACCUCCAACGCCAUGAUCAAUGCCUGUCGAGACUUCAUGUCUCUCGCAGAGAGUCACAGUAAGCGCUGGCAGAGAGCUUUGCAGUACGAGAGAGACCAGCGGCUACGUCUUGAGGAAACUCUGGAACAGUUGGCAAAACAGCACAACCACCUGGAACGGGCGUUCCGCGGGGCCACGGUGCUGCCAGCUGAAAGUCAUGGGCGGAUCACUAAAGACCCCUGCGGGACAGCGAAAGGAGACCUCAGCGAUGAGGAUGAUGAGAAUGAAUUCUUCGAUGCUCCUGAAAUCAUAAGCAGCCCUUCCCAGGAUGGCCUGGGGCACAAGCGAUCUGGAAGCAACAUCAGUGCUGCAAGCUGUGACACCAUGGAGGAGCAGGUGCGCCCACAUUCAGAGGACACAAGGAAAGAGAGACGCACAAGGAUCCCAUAUAAACCCAACUACAGCCUUAACCUUUGGAGUGUUAUGAAGAAUUGCAUUGGGAAAGAGUUGAGCAAGAUCCCAAUGCCUGUGAACUUCAACGAGCCGCUCUCAAUGCUUCAGCGUCUGACCGAGGACCUGGAAUACUACACCCUGCUGGACCGGGGGGCUCAAUGCGAGAGCGCUCUUGAACAACUGUGUCUAGUGGCUGCUUUUACAGUAUCUUCAUACUCCACCACAGUCUUCCGGGCCAGCAAACCCUUCAACCCGCUGCUGGGAGAGACCUUUGAGCUGGAUCGAAUGGAGGAUUGUGGUUAUCGCUCGCUGUGUGAGCAGGUCAGCCAUCACCCCCCUGCAGCAGCCCACCAUGCUGAAUCCCGAAAUGGUUGGACCUUGCGGCAGGAGAUUAAGAUCACUAGCAAGUUCAGGGGGAAAUAUCUGUCCAUCAUGCCCCUCGGUACCAUACACUGUAUAUAUCAGAACUCUGGAAACCAUUACACAUGGAAGAAAGUGACCACAACCGUUCACAACAUCAUUGUAGGAAAAUUAUGGGUUGACCAGUCAGGAGAGAUAGAAAUCCUCAACCACAAGACCGGAGAUAAGUGUAAACUGAAGUUUGCCCCUUACAGCUACUUCUCUCGGGACGUCGCCCGCAAGGUGACUGGUGAGGUGAUAGAUGCAAGUGGCCGCUUACACUACACUUUGAUGGGGACAUGGGAUGAGCGGAUGGAGUGUGCUCCUUUGCCCCCGUCUGGUAUUGGCUUUGAGAACGGUGGAGAUAGGGCCCCAGAGAGCAAGACUCUGCUGUGGAGGAGAAACCCCCUGCCGAAAAAUGCAGAGUACAUGUAUUACUUCUCUGAUCUGGCACUGACGCUGAACGCUCCUGAGGAGGGGGUUGCCCCUACAGACAGCCGCAUGCGGCCUGACCAGAGGUUGAUGGAAAAUGGCAGCUGGGAUGAAGCGAACAAUGAGAAACAGAGACUCGAAGAAAAGCAGAGGAUUGCAAGGCGGAGGAGAGAAGCCGAGCGAGAGAGAGCAGGGGAAGAUGAUUCUCCGGUGGAUUCAUACAAACCUUUGUGGUUCGAGCGUAAGAUGGAUUCUGUGAGCAAAGAAAUCACGCACCUUUACCGUGGCACUUACUGGGAAGCUAAGGAGCAGCAGGACUGGGGGUCCUGUCCUGAUAUUUUUUGAGGAAGAAGGGGGUGUGGCAACAUCUCAGUCCCCUCUUUGUCCUCUUCCACCCCAUACUUUCUCUGUCCCCUGUCCUUUACCUUCGGCGAUGCCUUACUGACCCUAGUUCUUCCCCCACCCUGGACAGAGCAGUGCUCUGCAGAUCUUUCCCAGUGAUCUAAUAAGAUGGUGCUCUGUUUUUGUUGUGUAAUCGAUUGGGUCCUUGCAGGGUCUGUAACGUAAGCAGCAGUGCUUAUGCCAUUACUGAUAUGCUUUGCUCAAAAAGGCGCUUAUACAUUACAGAGGUGGCAUAAGCCCCUGUACACAUACAGCGACCAGUAAGAGAGUGGUUUCAGCGGGCGCUGGUAUGCAGAACACGUUUCUUUAUUUGGCUGUUUGUCAGUCUGCAGAGCAUUGGUCCUUUAGAACACUCUCACCAGGUCUCCGAACCAUCUCACAGCCCCCACCUUGAGCACUAGGGUGGGUGGGGGUGCCGUCUGCCUUAUGUUUUGAGUUCAUCUCUUUGAUUUUUGGGUUUGUUGUGUGAAUACAUUUUUCCUGUUUGUUCUGUUUGUUUCUUUCUCCCCCCCCCCCCCCCCUUUUUUUGUUUGUAGGAUAGGGGAAGAGGAAGUACCGGGAGGGAGGGUUCAAUUUUGUCAGACCUCUGGUAUAAUUUUUGGGUGUACAAUUGAGGGUUUGCUCUGUCAGUACUGCCCCGUAUAUAUAAAUAUAUAUAUAUAUGUAUAUUUUUCAUUUCUCUCCCAUCACUCUACCUCUCACUGUGCGUCUUUCACCUUUUUUCUCUCGCUUUUACUCUGUUUCUGUGCAAAUACUAAAUUAAAUAAAGAUCAGAUGACACUU
This is a messenger RNA of Pseudophryne corroboree (corroboree frog), 3369 nucleotides long. It is a transcript of the gene OSBP, whose product is annotated as oxysterol binding protein. The transcript has 14 exons. Gene Ontology annotation, molecular function: sterol binding. Lineage: Eukaryota; Metazoa; Chordata; Amphibia; Anura; Myobatrachidae. Gene Ontology annotation, cellular component: perinuclear endoplasmic reticulum; plasma membrane; intracellular membrane-bounded organelle. The coding region runs from base 16 to 2529 and encodes 837 amino acids. The record is from RefSeq and is a predicted model, not a curated record.